Molecule: messenger RNA, 5119 nt
Organism: Polyodon spathula (Mississippi paddlefish)
Lineage: Eukaryota; Metazoa; Chordata; Actinopteri; Acipenseriformes; Polyodontidae
Product: NF-kappa-B-repressing factor-like
Exons: 3
Coding region: 165-2675 (836 amino acids)
Cellular component (GO): nucleoplasm; nucleolus
Molecular function (GO): nucleic acid binding
Source: RefSeq, a predicted model, not a curated record
AAUAUUUUAUUUUACGGUGUUAACCCAAAAAUCAGAUUUCAUUCCUGAUUUAGUUUUUUUAAAUGAAAAAAGCAAUCCCGUUGAAUUCUUGUAUUUACAUAUGUUACUGUUUUCCCAUGCUCCACCGCGGCGCUGGAGCCAUGCUGAUGGCGGAGAGGGUGUAAAUGGCUAGCCGAAUGGCCGAAAGGUUAGACUCCUGUAAGGGGGACCGCGAAGCUCUUCUCCGGUACUUGGAUCAGUUCAGGCAGGUCUCCGAGAGCGACAAGCACUGGGCAGCGAGGAGGCAGUUCCUUGUGAAUCACAUACGGGAUUACGAGGUCAACACCGACCAGCUGCUGUCCCUGUCAAUGGUGUGGACCAACCACGUCUUCUUGGGAUGCCGGUAUAGCCCUGAGAUCAUGCAAAAGGUCCUUGAUAUGGCUGAAGGGAUUGAUAUAGGGGAGCUGCCCUCCUUUGAGUUGGUGCCCGGAGCCACAGCGAACAAGAGAGCAAGCUCUUCAGAUGGCGGUGAUGUGCCAGUGAAGAAACCAGCAGUGUCCAGGCUUGUCACCAGACCUCGAUUCGAGCCUGUCCACUUUGUAUGUAGCAGCGGCACAGAGGAGAAAGAGAACGAGAAAAAGCACACAAGGAGCGACAUGGACAGUGGUGGAGAGCGUGCUUCUGAUGCUAACAGCAGCAGACCUACACAACCUGCGCAAGACCCCUGCUUUCAGAACACUACUCCAUAUGUUUUCGACUCUGGGACAAAUGAAGAUUGUGACGCAGCAGCGAGCACGAGUGGUUUUGGUCUUCGGAACCAGGACAAGACCGCCUCUUCAAACUUCAUGACAAAAACACAGCAGGACUAUGCUGCCAAGUAUGAGGCACAUCAUUCGAAGAGGUCUGAGAAUUCCCAGAGUAAGAGGGUGGAAGAGAUUUGGAGUAGCACUCCGGCCAGCUCUCGAGAUGUCCAUAGGGGGUUGGGGUUUGCAAAGCAGGAAGCACCCGAGUGUAGUGGGACCUUCAACAGGACCAAACUGCCAGCUGAGAGGAGCUCCCGUCCUAACAGGUUUGAUUCUCCUAAACCAGUUCCUGUCUCUUCGGCCACGAUCGAAGAGAAGCAGAGGUUGAUCAUCAGGGUUGCAUCGAUAGUCUGCAUCACAUUUGCCGAUCCCACAACUAUGAACUCUGGGGAUAUACCCAAUUAUAACUUCAUACUGAGCCGCAGCAUCCAGGCUUGUAAGACCAACCCUGAAUAUUUCUACAUCUCUCUCAAAGAGAUCCCUCCGACUGACCUCCCAAAGAACAGAAAGCUGCCCACGGACGGCUAUGCUUGCGAGUUAAGGUGCCAGUGCGUCUACCUGGCGACGGGCUACUCUGGCAGCAAAAACGGGGCCAGGGAUCGUGCAUCAGAGCAAGCAGUGAAACUGUUUCUAAAGCCGGUGGAGGUGAGAGUCGUCCGCCGCAAAUUCAAGCACGGCUAUAUCGACGACUUGGUCGUGUGUCAGACGCACGCGCACAAUCUCAGCUUUCCCCCGGCACUACGGAACCCAGAGGAAAAGCCCCAGUCAGGCCCCAGAGGUCAUUUUGAGCCGGACCCAAGGAAGCACUGGAGCACGUUUGUCAUUGUUGAUAAUGCUCAUGAUGCCAUAUGCAUCCUCAAUAACUCGGCUGCCUUCAACCGCAUGAAGAUUGAUUACAAAUUCGAAAACAUCCCCAACACCAACACCUGGCAGUGCAGCGUGUACCUGCAGGAUGAGUUUGUGGCGCGAGCGAAUGGAAACAAGAAGACCUCCAAGCACGCGGCAGCAGAGGAGGCCCUCCGCAAGCUGCGGCAGAACCAGCCGGCAACGCCACAGUUUCCCAGGUCAAACCAUCACAACGACAACGGUAGCCGCCACCAGCAGUCGACCGGCAGGAAACGGCAGCUGAGCGAGCUCGUCAUCUUGGAGAAUUCCGACAACGCCAUCUGCAUCAUCAACGACACGGCUCAGUUCAACAAGAUAGCAGCCGACUACAGGUUUGUGGUGAUGCCGGACCACCGGUGGAAGUGCGAGGUGUACCUGGAGGGCCAGUUCGUUGCCGCGGGGAUCGGGCCGAAGAAGAUCGUGAAGCACAUCGCGGCGGAGGAGGCGCUGGCCAAACUGAGGCAAACGCAGGCGGUGGUGAAGUCAAACCUGAGGAAAGAGGGCAACAAGGAGGCCAUCUCUCGCAACCAGAUCCAGGCACACUCGUCCGAGGAGGCCAUGAAGCAGGAGAUCAAGGAGGACAACAUCGGCAACCAGCUGCUGCGGAAAAUGGGAUGGAAAGGAGGUGGUCUGGGAAGAGAAGGGGAGGGCAUCGCAGAGCCCAUCAAAGUGAAAGAACAGUUUGCCAGGGAGGGCCUCGGCCUGGACAUGGACAAGGGAGGCAACCGUUUAAACAAGAGAGACAUCGAGGAGAUCAUUCGCAAUUACGCCAGCUCGGAAAGGCAGGACGAUUUGAGGUUCUCCAGCGAGCUGAACAACGACGAGCGCAAGCAGAUCCAUCAGAUGUCUCAGAAGUACGGUCUUCGCAGCAAGUCCUACGGACAAGCGAAGCACCGGUUCCUGGUCGUCAGCCGGAAGGUUCAGAAGGACCAGUUGAUUGGUCAGCUUUUGCAGGAAGGACAGGUUGGCCGAUACGAGUUAGUCAAACCUCAGGCCCGUUUUCAGUAAACACAUUUUGCGCUGUAAUUGCCUCAUUAGUUCCAGGUUAAAAUAUGUUUUACUAGGAAAUGCUUCAAUUAAAUAGUCAGUCAUUUUGCUUAAUGUUGUAUCGCCCUGUGCUUUCCUUUCCAUUUCUCAGUCUGAGAUAUAAACAUGCAGGCCUGCCCCUUGCCAUGUGUUAAUUUUGACACCUGGUUCUAACAUUUGUAGCUUGAACAGGACCUGCAUAUACUUCCAGAGACUGGUUAGUAAACUGGUGAGUAGUGUAUUGACUUUUUCAAGAGAAAUCUAUUUACAGCUCAUGGUGGAUGUUCGAGGAAAAUUAAACAAGAAUACGAAGAUGAAAUUGGAUUGGGUCUGUAGCACAAUAGCAGUUGGUCCGAUCCCAUUCUAGGAUGUUAAUGAUGGAGAACAGUGUUUUUGUUGUAUUUUAAAAGAUGGUAAAUUGAUGACAUGCAAAAAAAAAGUCAUUAAGGAUCUAAUAAAUUCCUGUUCUCUUUUUUUUUUUUGUUAUGGUGUCUGACAGCUUGUCUUCUCUUGUGUUUUUAUUUGGGGAUGAGUUUGGAAAUGUGUGCAGUGGCUAUAACAUGUGUCCAUGUUCUAACCAUCUUCAGUCUUAAAGAAGUGAUUUUCUUUUUUGGAAUCAAAAUCCAGUUUGAUAAAUGACUGAGCCUGUUCUAAAUUAUUUAAUCGAAUCAAUGAGCCCUGCAUCCAGACGCUGUAAUAGUUCAUGAUCUCAUGUUAGCUGUUAAACCUGGAGUGGAAUGGGCACCCCCUGGCUGUGGUGCCGUUUGUUCCGCCCCGUCACUGAGUGGUAGGGCUAAGACUAUUUUACAGCACUGGCCACAAGUAGUCUGAGUGACUUAAGAUUGUAUUGUAGUAUUUACUGCUCAUGUUGUAAUGAAGGAAUGCAAUGCUGUUUUUUCAUGGUGUUUCCACAUGUAGGGACCUGCUUUUUUCAUUAUAUGCACCUAGGUAAUGGGAUGUUCACAAAGGUUAGGAUAUGCAUUUUACAAGCAUGUAUAGAUGUAGAUUAGGUUUGUGUUUUGUAAUUUACUCAAACAAAAGCUGUCUUAUUGAGUAAAACCUCCCAAAAAAAAAAAGCAAUUUUAAUAUCUCUGUGUAGCCCUUCACAAAAGGCAAAGAUACUCACUAUUACAAUGACUGAUAGUUAAAUGUUUUUAUUUUUUUUUUAUUUACAAGGUGAAAUGUACAGUUCCUUACAUGGGUUACUAGUGCAAAGUUAUACUGUCACUCAAAUAUCAUGUGUGCAUUAGAAACAAUAUCCGACAAAUCAAAAUGCAGGGUCUCAUCUCUCACCCCAAGCAAACUUCAUCAAACAAGCAGAAAAGUAUAAAUGUGCCACCUGGCAGCUCAGCGUGCCUUCGGACAGCUAACAUUUUCUUGUGAAAACGACACUUAAAUAAAAUCUUCCAAGUGAAGCAUAAGAUCACACAGACACAACAAAGACAGAUCAACCAAGAACGUUACCAUACAUACACAUACACCCCCCUCCCCGCAGAGCCUGUCCCUCUCAACUUCUUCACAGGAGACUCAAUAGCACAUUCUCUUGACUUGUGAAAAGUAAGCACAGGGCUUGAUUCAAAUGUUCAUCAGUCACGGUUUUUGUUUUCAUCAAUUAAACAAAAAUGGUCAUUCAGCUAUAGUACCUGCUACCUCGUUACUUUAUAAACUGCUAAGUUAUAUGGUUUUUCUAAAGCUAAAGGAAUAAAGCUGUGGUUUUCUUUAUCCCAUUCCUAAUAGUUUUUGCAAGUUACUUUUUUUAUUUUUUUUAAUGCAUUACUUUCAAAGAAAAGCCUUGAUUUUAAAACAAAACAAAAAACAGCACUACAGUUUUGAGAACAGUUUGACAUUAGGGCAAAUGGAGCAGACAGUAUCUUUAGAAUGCUGGCCAGAGUCUGAAUGCAUACAAAACAAUGCUCUUGGAUAUAUAGAUUAUAUACAGAUCAGCAGACCGUUCUUUGAAAGUUUUUACUUUUCCCCUCCCACACAAAGAAAUUACAGGAUGAUCCGUAUAAUAAUGCCACAGGCAAUUGAAUAAAGAGAGACGAGGAGGCCAGAUCUUGCCAAAAAGAAAAAAACACAAAUCCAAUUAUUUAAAAUAAGACACUGUCAGGAAGAUAUGAGCAAUAUUAGAGCCGCUGCCCACAAGGGGGCCUUGGAUGCAGAGGCACCUAACUGGAAUUCCUACCAAGAAGCAAGAGGGAAUUUAACUCAGCUAACACUACAAAACAUACACAGUGAAAUAAGAGAAUUCAGUUGGGGAUGGGGGCUGGGGUGUGACAAAAAAAGAUUGUAUGUAAUGGAAACACUUUCCUCAAGUAACCCAGGUAUGGUACAUUUGCUUCAGUGUAGAUGCAACUUUGUUCAGGGAAGAAGUUUCAGCAAGGAGGGGUGUGGUGUGGUGUGGAGAAUGUGGUGGCGGCACAACA